GUUUGUGAUCGCGUUGCUCACAUUGACACUUUUGUAUUCACAACAAACGUGGGAAUGAUGCUGUCUUUCACACUAGAGUCUUCCAUAAGUUUCCGGAAAACAAAAUGCAAUCAGAGUAAUGGACUAGAGAAUGUCCCCCUUUUUAAUUGAGGGCAGUGGUGAAGAAAGAGGCUUUUUCCAACUUUCAGUGCGGUGACUCUCCCAGGCUGUUCUAGUCGUACCCAGUCCUGCCUGCCAGACAGCUGCACCUGCUUGAGAUUCAGCCAGAUGUACAACAGCGAGGGACUUCUAAACCAGCAACAAGAGGAGGGCGGCUACAGCAGGCCUGUGUUUGAGUGCAAUGCCUUAUGUGCCUGCAGCAAUUCCUUCCAAAAACAUGUGGUCCAAAAUGGGAUCAAGGUCUGCCUUGGUGUCUUCAGCACCAAGGACAAAGGCUUGGGGUGGAGACUAGAACGCCUCCCUUGUGGCCGCUUUGUGUGCGAGUACGCAGGGGAAAUCAUCGGGCCUCGUGAGGCAUGUCACCGCCAGCUGUCCCAGACUCCCAAUGAUAUGAAUUACAUUAUCGCUGUUCAGGAGCACAGUGGAGGAGACAGGGUCACCCAGAUGUUUUUAGACUCUGUGUGUGUGGGAAAUGUGGGAAGGUUCAUCAACCACUCGUGCCAGCCCAACCUGCUCAUGGUGCUGGUACGCGUGCACUCACUGUUGCUCAGACUCGCUCUGUUUGUGAACCGACAUAUAGAGAAGUGUGAAGAACUGACCUUUGACUAUGUUGUUGGACUCAACAGCAACACAAAUGAACAGAAAUGGGAUAGAGUGUCAAGCAAGACUCAGACAUGGCCUGCUGGUGGAAAAAUACAAGGAGAAAAGCCUGUUAUUGUGGGGCUUCGAACUGUUAAAGAUUUUUACCAUUAGAUAUCUCAGUUCUCAAUUAAAACCAGUUUUAAUAGCAGUGUAAAUCUUCCCUGGCUUUGGAUAUUCUCCAUUUAGUUUAAUACUACAUCUACUUUAAUCCAUUUAAAGGGAUAGUUCACCCAAGAUUUGCAAUAUUUCAGCUCUGUAUGUCCAUACAAUGCAAGUGAA
This is a messenger RNA of Xyrauchen texanus (razorback sucker), 1080 nucleotides long. It is a transcript of the gene setmar, whose product is annotated as SET domain and mariner transposase fusion gene. The coding region runs from base 268 to 912 and encodes 214 amino acids. Lineage: Eukaryota; Metazoa; Chordata; Actinopteri; Cypriniformes; Catostomidae. The transcript has 2 exons. Gene Ontology annotation, molecular function: protein binding; histone H3K9 methyltransferase activity. Gene Ontology annotation, cellular component: nucleus. The record is from RefSeq and is a predicted model, not a curated record.